Molecule: messenger RNA, 1747 nt
Organism: Bipolaris sorokiniana ND90Pr
Lineage: Eukaryota; Fungi; Ascomycota; Dothideomycetes; Pleosporales; Pleosporaceae
Exons: 2
Coding region: 152-1468 (438 amino acids)
Biological process (GO): regulation of transcription by RNA polymerase II
Molecular function (GO): protein dimerization activity; DNA-binding transcription factor activity, RNA polymerase II-specific; RNA polymerase II cis-regulatory region sequence-specific DNA binding
Source: RefSeq, a predicted model, not a curated record
CGUCCUUCGACCCUCAUCCCUCAUCCACAUCACUCUCCACUCUCAACCCUCCGUCCCAUCCUUCUGCCCGCCCUUCAACCUGGCGGCACUGUCGCACCAGUCGUUCGCGGGGCUCGCGGGUGCUACGGCCGCAGGCCUCCCUCGUCCCGCCAUGAACGACAAGGACCCGCCGCCAUUUGGCUACACCUUCGCCGACGACUUCUUCGACAACGCGGCCCCUCACUAUGACAACAAUGGCCCCUCGCUGCUCAGCGACAUGGAAAAUCAGCAGCUCGACAACUUCUUCUCCUCCACCAACCCCUUCGACCUGCUUGACCCCCAACACAUACCCCCCGCUCUCGAUGACAAGUCAACCGCCCACGACUACAACAACUGGGAGGACUUCAUCGCCCCGCCCACCGUCCACCGCGUCACCAGCACCAUACCCGACCAGGCUCGCCUCCAGACCACCUUCCAACAAGAACCCCACCACGCUUCUUCGUCCUCGCUCCACAGCAGCUUCCUAGCAAACACCCAGGAUGAGCUCCAGGCAGCUGCCACUCUCUUCAACCACGCCCAGCCCUCGUAUACAAACGGCCGCCUGCACAGCUUUCCUGAGCAGCCGGCUGCGGCUAGCAAUUUCCUGACAAACGUCGCGCCCAGCCUGAAUCACGCUCCUCUGCCAAUGAGCGUCCAACCGCACGGCCUCAUGAACCAGCGUAUGCCCUCGCUGCUGCCGAAUCACGGCGGACAUGCCCUAGACCCCCAGUUCCCACCGCAGUGGACAAACAAGGCCCCGCAGCACACCCAAACAGACUUUGGUCCGCCGUUGCAGAAGAUCGACCUAAAGAGGUCUUAUACUUUUGGCACAGACAACUCAUUCAAUAGCCCAUCCGGGUACUCGGGCGCAAACGGCCGCUCGGCCGAGCACAGCGCGGCAAGGCAUUCCAUCAACGACGUGGAAGAGACCCACCAGCAUCUUUUACGAGCAGUAGCAGGCAUCGACACCGCGCGCACUACCUCGGUUGCAUAUCAAGACUCAUCAUCAGCCGUUGCCGGUGCAUCACGCGACGAUGACGACGAAGAGCAGUCUGACGACUCCGCAUCUCAGGAAGAGCAUGACGACCGACCAGCAAAAAGGCGGAAGAAGUCCAUAGCCCAACCUGGAAAGGAAACCCCGAGAAAGGCUGCGCGUAAUGGAAAAGCUCGCAAGACGUCGCUUACAGAUGAGAGUAAGAAGAAGCGGACUGCAGCAAGUACUCAAAAGACACAUCGCGAAAAUCUGACCGAAGAGCAAAAGCGAAAUAACCAUAUUCUUUCUGAACAGAAGCGCCGCGAUUUAAUCAAGCAAGGCUACAAGGACUUGAACGAAGUCGUGCCUGCAGUUCGCGGCGGUGGGUUGAGCAAGAGUCAGAUAUUGGUUGAGGCAGCAACGUUUUUGGAAAAGUUGAUCGAGGACAACAUUGCAUAUCGGAAAGUGGCAGGGUGAUGAGAGAUGGAAGCAAAAAAAGUUCUACCUCGCCUUCAACCGACUUGAGCAUAUGAGUUCAGUUGGGUAACGCUUGUUGCAUUGAUGAGUGCUGAUGCCACGAGUGCUCCGUGGUGAUUGAGUAUGAGGGAAAGGAAAACCCGGCUUUUUGGGUACCGGAAAUUAGAAGAAAAAACAUGUCUUACUAAGGUCAUGGGUAUUGGAAAGGUGGAAGAAACAAAAAAAUCUCACUGGACGCAUUUUGCGCAGUCCACUGAGAUGAAGGAUUCACUCGGUAUG